GAGCGCGUGAGCAUGAUGGCGAUCCUCCUGAACUGCAUCACCCUGGGGAUGUACCAGCCGUGCGCAGACGAAGUGUGUUCGUCGAGUCGCUGCCGACUGCUGCAGGUCUUCGACGACUUUAUCUUCGCCUUCUUCGCCAUAGAGAUGAUGAUCAAGACCAUCGCCAUGGGCAUUACGGGCAAGGGCGCUUACAUGAGCGACUCCUGGAACAGGUUGGACUGCUUUAUCGUCUUUGCCGGAGCUUUAGAAUACUGCCUUGAUGUUGGUAACAUUAAUCUUUCUGCGAUCAGGACAAUCCGGGUUCUUAGACCACUCAGGGCAAUCAAUAGGAUACCAAGCAUGCGGAUUUUAGUUAUGCUGCUUCUGGACACGCUUCCAAUGCUGGGGAACGUUCUACUCUUGUGCUUUUUUGUGUUCUUCAUUUUUGGCAUAGUCGGUGUUCAACUUUGGGCAGGCCUUCUACGACAACGGUGCUACAUAGAACUCCCAAGAAAUGUCUCUUUCCCCGAGAAUGUGAAUCCUUUUUACCAACUUCCCGAGGACGACGAUUCCGAGUACAUCUGCAGCCUGGACAAGGACAGCGGGAUGCAUAGGUGCGCGGACCUUCCUCCUUACAUGCACCUAGGGCGGAUCUGUAACAGCACCGCCCUUCCCUUCAGCAGCAACGCCCCCACCGAGGGUUCGUGUGUCGACUGGAACAAGUACUAUCGGAUCUGUCGGGCCGGGAACAGAAACCCCUUUAAGGGAGCCAUUUCCUUCGACAACAUCGGACUCGCAUGGGUCGCCAUUUUUUUAGUGAUCAGUCUGGAAGGCUGGUCAGAUAUUAUGUACUACGUACAAGAUGCUCACUCCUUUUGGGAUUGGGUUUACUUUGUCCUCCUUAUUGUUAUUGGUUCCUUUUUCAUGAUCAACUUGUGCCUGGUCGUAAUCGCCACCCAGUUUUCGGAGACAAAGAAACGCGAGAUGGAGCGCAUGCGCUUGGAGCGAUCCGCCAUUAACUCGAGCAGCAGCAUCGCGAGCGCAAGCUUCUCGGAACCCACUGGAUGCUACAACGAGAUCGUCAAGUACAUUGCACACCUCACCAGACAAGGCCACCGUCGUUUUUUGCUCUGGCUCCGGCGCAUCCGGCGGCGUCGGCGCCAGGAGGGCCUCACGCUGCGCCGGACGCGCCGGUCCUCUUCCUCGACGAGCGGCGCGCGCAGGCGCCGGUCCUCCUCGCUGGACGCCGGGACGCAGCCGCGCAAGGCCUCUUCUUCGACGCACGUGCACCCCCUGCCCGAAAGGGCGGCCCUGCGUGUGCCCCAGGGCGUCGGGGAGGGGCGCAGGGGGCAGGCCCCCUGCGCCAGCCCCGAAAUAUCGGACGUGGACUUGUUGGGAUCCCCCAGGAGGCCCGGGGUGCCCUCUUGCAGCGGAAGCGAUUUCAUCUUUUCCACCGAUUCAUCAGUUCCAACGCUGGCACAAGAGCAGCCCUGUUCCACGUCUCCCCGGGUUUCCAUCUCCCACGAGGGCCGGCGGCGGGUGUCGAGCGGGGCGGGGCGAUCUCGGCUCACGUGCGCCCAGCUCCUCGCCCUCAGCGGAACUCAGGGCGCCGCCCUGGCGGCGAGCUGCGCCAGCAACUUUGCAGUGCACAGGUUCUGCUCCGGAAUUGGAAAAGGAGAGAAACAUCUGUCAGCGCCAACCCUCAUCUUCUACUAUCCAGAAGGGGGCGGCCAGGAAGAGGCGUGGGCGGCCGAGGGCGGCUCGGAAAGCGACCUGGAGAGCGAAAUCAACCUGGGCAUCGGGGGAGGGUCCUCCCCCUGCUGCAGGUGGUGGGGUCCCAAGCAAGCGAGACUCAAGAAGCUGGUGGACCAUCGCUACUUCCAAAGGGGCAUCCUUACCGCCAUCUUGGUCAACACACUCAGCAUGGGCAUCGAAUAUCACAAUCAGCCGGAGGAACUGACGUUCAUCGUAGAGGUAAGCAACCUGGUGUUCACCGGCAUUUUUGGGUUCGAAAUGUGCAUGAAAAUUCUGGCUGAAGGUCUGUAUGGAUACAUCAGCAGUGGAUACAACGUCUUCGACGGAAUCAUCGUUAUUCUCAGCAUAGUGGAACUGUGUCAUAGCAGCGGUAGCGGUUUGUCCGUACUCCGGACAUUCCGUCUUUUGCGGAUUCUGAAACUCGUCCGUUUCCUGCCCGCUCUCCGGCGACAGUUAGUCAUCAUGCUGAGGACCGUGGACAACGUAGCGGUCUUCUUCGCCCUGCUCAUACUCUUCAUUUUCAUUUUCAGUAUUCUCGGAAUGAACCUUUUCGGAUGUAAGUUCUGCGAAAAGUCCGAAGAUAGCAACAGUGACUGUGACCGGAAGAAUUUUGACUCUUUGCUUUGGGCUAUAGUCACGGUGUUUCAGAUCCUGACGCAGGAAGAUUGGAAUAUAGUCCUCUUCAAUGGCAUGGAGAGAACGUCCCACUGGGCAGCUCUGUAUUUCGUAGCGCUCAUGACAUUCGGGAAUUAUGUCCUGUUCAAUCUCCUCGUUGCUAUCUUGGUUGAAGGAUUUUCUGCAGAAGAUGAGAGGAAAAGGAGUGACGAGUCUAUUAACCAUGAAGAAGAGCAUCAGCAGGUGAAGAACGAAAAAUCGCCAAGAAAAAUGUCCCGGUCUUCACGCCACGGUCACCGCCACUCCAGGUACUCCACCGGAGGGGCGGCUGAUGAGGGCGGCAGGGACGCCCUCUGUUCUCCCCCUAUCAUCACGCACACCGCGGCCACCCCGCAAGGAUCGCCCAACAACACCCUCGAGGUGAACCUGAUGAAGGACCUGAAGGACAGGCUCACCCCUCUCAUGGCCUUCAGCGUGCCUGGACAGUCCUUUGAGUCCAUCGACAGGACCUCUACAGCAGCUAGUCUGGCAGACUCCAGUAGUCCUUCUUCCCGCAGUCAAAGGACCAGUAUAGGCAGUGAGAUCCUUAUGUUUGUGCCAAAUUACGCAGUUCCUAAUUCCCCGCUGCCCUCUAGAGACGCUGAAGGGUUCCAUGACGUCAACCAAUCGCAAAGUAUAGGUGUAGUCCAGUGUGAAGAAUGUGGUAUCGAAGAGCUUCCAGAAGACCCCUCCCCUCGGGUAAAGCUGAAAGGGAAGGAGGAUGCUUGUAUUCCUGUAGAUGAAGGUGACAUGCACUGCAUAGAAGCCUUCAAGAGCUUAAACGAAAACAAAAAUACCACCCGAGUUCGUGUGAUCAGCCACCGGCACUGCAAUGGGGGUGUGCCCCUUCUGCGGGACAGAAACAUGCAAGGCCCGCUGGUUCUGAAGGACACUGAGGUGCACCUGAGCUGUGCCCGGGACUCGAGCCCGCAGUAUUCUUUGAGGAGCCGCGAUCAUCCCUCCCCCCUCAGCAGGCAGAGCUCGUUGGCCAGCAGCAGCGCCGGCAAUACGAGACAUAACUCACUGACCAUCAUGGCACCCCCUCGAGAGUUCACGAAGGAGGCGGAGGGGUCUGGAUCGUCCCUGCAUCGGCUGCAGGAGGAAAAGGAAGAGGUGGUCCCGCCGCCAAAACUGGUACCCGACUGCAAAAACGACCAGUGCGAGAUCACGGAGAAAAUUUGCUGGAUCAUCGAACCAAAAGGCUGGAUCAAAAAGAGAGAAAAUUAUUCUAUAUUUUUAUUUCCCCCUGCUAAUCGGUUUCGGCAGCUGUGCAAUUUGAUUGCGAGUAAGAAGGCUUUCGACUACGGGGUCUUGUUCUUCAUUUCCUUGAAUUGCAUAACCCUAGCAAUGGAGAGGCCAACUAUCCCGCCGGGCAGCUUGGAAAGGACAAUACUUACUGCCGCCAACUACAUGUUCACCGUUGUCUUUGCCAUCGAAAUGUUUAUUAAGGUGAUUGCGAAGGGUCUGUGGUAUGGAAACCGAGCUUACUUCAAGAGCGGCUGGAACGUGAUGGACGGGUCUCUGGUCAUCAUAUCUCUGGUAGACUUCUGCCUCUCGUUCAUUGCCGACGGCAGUCCCAGGAUCUUCGGAAUCCUCAGGGUCUUCCGACUCUUGCGAUCGCUCAGGCCACUCAGAGUCAUCAACCGAGCCCCAGGCUUGAAGUUAGUGGUUCAGACUCUGUUAUCCUCACUGCGACCCAUCGGAAACAUCGUGCUCAUCUGCUGCACAUUUUUCAUCAUCUUUGGCAUCCUUGGUGUGCAGUUGUUCAAAGGCAGCUUGUAUUAUUGCGAAGGGCCCGAUAUAAAACACGUCAAGAACAGGACAGACUGCGAAUCCGACGCAAGGAACCAGUGGGUCAAUCAGAGAUACAAUUUUGAUAAUUUAGGCCAGGCUCUGAUGGCCCUUUUUGUUCUCUCUUCAAAAGAUGGUUGGGUGAACAUCAUGUACACUGGCUUAGAUGCUGUUGGAGUAGAUCAACAGCCCAUCGAGAACUACAACGAGUGGCGCCUCCUAUACUUCAUCUCGUUCCUGCUCCUGGUGGCUUUCUUCGUGCUCAAUAUGUUCGUGGGCGUGGUGGUGGAGAACUUCCACCGCUGUCGCGAAGAACAAGAGAAAGAGGAGAAGGCCAUGCGGGCCGCGAAACGGGCUAAGAAGCUCGAGAGGAAGAGACGAAAAAUGCGAGAGCCCCCGUACUACAUCAACUACUCCAAGCCUCGCCUCCUCACCCAUAACAUCAUCACCAGCAAGUACUUCGAUCUGGCGAUCGCAGCCGUCAUCGGACUCAAUGUGGUCACCAUGGCAACGGAAUUCUACAUGAUGCCCAUGGAACUGGUGUACGCUCUCAAGGUCUUCAACUACUUUUUUACUGCCGUCUUCAUUCUAGAAGCGGCAAUGAAAAUUGUUGCCUUAGGUUUACGCAGGUACCUGUCCGAUAGAUGGAAUCAGUUGGAUGUUGGAAUCGUCAUCCUCUCCGUAAUUGGUAUCGUUUUGGAAGAAAUGGAAUCCGAAGUUAUACCAAUUAACCCGACAAUCAUACGUGUAAUGAGAGUUCUUAGAAUUGCGAGAGUCCUGAAAUUGCUCAAAAUGGCUAAAGGCAUCCGUGCGCUCCUGGACACUGUGAUGCAAGCGUUGCCCCAAGUCGGGAAUCUAGGACUGCUGUUUUUUCUGCUUUUUUUCAUAUUCGCUGCCUUAGGAGUGGAGCUGUUUGGCCGCCUGGACUGUACCGAUGAUUAUCCAUGCCAGGGUCUCGGUGAACAUGCCCACUUCCGGAACUUUGGUAUGGCCUUCCUCACCCUCUUCCGGGUGGCCACUGGGGACAAUUGGAACGGGAUCAUGAAGGACACCCUGCGGGAGAACUGCGACCCGUCCAGCGACUGCGUCAGCAACUGCUGCGUGUCCCCGGUCAUCGCGCCGCUCUACUUCGUCGUGUUCGUGCUGAUGGCGCAGUUCGUGCUGGUGAACGUCGUCGUCGCAGUGCUCAUGAAGCACCUCGAGGAGUCUCAUAAGCACAUGGACGACGACAUCGAGAUGGACGCCGAGAUCGAGCGUCAACUGGCGGCGGAGAUCGCUGACAGUGUCCGGAGGAAGGGCCGAGAUAAAAGAAGAGAACUGAGGAAGCAAGAAGAACUUAAAGAAAGUGCUCAUAGGAAAUUAAUUAAGAUGUCUUCGCUUCCAUCUAAUUUUAUUUUUAAAUUUUCUGAAGACGUCGAUGCCAAAAGCUCUAUGGGUCACGACAGGAUGUGCGACACUCUGUACAGUCCUUUGGCCACCAUAUCUAUGCAAGAAGAGGCAGGCACAUCUCCAGCCCUGUCAUGGCCCGUGGCUUCGACAAGCGACGGAAAGGGGCGGCGGCACACGCUCGAAGGGUGCUCGGAACAAAGACGCUCCGUGCCGCAGCUGAGCCCCACCCCCCUCGUGGGCAGUGUCAUCAGUUUGUGCAGCUCGGAGGGCGCCCCAUACCGCUCGCCCGGAAAGGGCAAAAAGACCCCGAUCAGCAAGUACAUCGGUCCUCCCAUACGGAUGAUCAGUGCCGAGUCCAGCGACGACGCCAGCGCCCCCUCGACGACAGUCAUCCCCGCAGACGAGGCCUGCGGGGGCGUGGUCAUCCAGGAGGUCGGAGGUGCCCUGGGUGAUGACCUCUCCCUGUGCGACGUCGUGCUGCCGGACGAGAAGGACGACAACGACCUCCUUUGGUACGUGGAAGAGGAAGAGUCUGCCACCUCCACAAACGGACUCCUGAGGAACUAUCCCGAGCUGCGGUCGCAGCCGGGGCUGGACUCGGUGUCGUGGACGGCAUCGGACGAUUUCUCCUCCACCACCAUAUCCGGGACGCUAUCCGGGGCCGAGGCCCCUCCCCCGGAACUCGAGUCCCACCCCCAACCGGGCUCCUCUUCCGGCCAGGGGGUGUCCGUGUCCCAGUCCUCCUCCCUGCGACUGCUGGGGGUGGAAGAGGAGGAGAUGGACGAUGUACUAGUGGUCGACCCUAACGACCAGAAAGCAGUCCUUAUAAUCGGGAGUAGGCGCUGCAGCGGGAUGCCCACACCUGGAGAGGAAAGCAUCGGUCACUGCAUAACGAAACCUUCACCAGAUCAGUGCUAA
Molecule: messenger RNA, 6486 nt
Organism: Uloborus diversus
Lineage: Eukaryota; Metazoa; Arthropoda; Arachnida; Araneae; Uloboridae
Product: voltage-dependent T-type calcium channel subunit alpha-1G-like
Exons: 33
Coding region: 13-6486 (2157 amino acids)
Biological process (GO): calcium ion transmembrane transport; neuronal action potential; calcium ion import
Cellular component (GO): neuron projection; voltage-gated sodium channel complex; plasma membrane
Molecular function (GO): voltage-gated sodium channel activity; low voltage-gated calcium channel activity
Source: RefSeq, a predicted model, not a curated record